AUGGAAGUCAUUUCCAGUUCUCAGCAAGAUGACAUUUACUCUGCGUUCGAUCUCUCUUUUGACUACCUCAAAAGAAAGCAAACCGUCGAGAGCCAGGACGCUAUAGAGAUCCUCAAUGUUGUCAGUUUCUAUCACUUCCGGAACAUUCGUGUAGACAUAUUUGAAAGAGCUCUGGAGAAUCGGCAGACCUCCACAACUGCUUCUACGUUUAGGGAAGCCCUGACUAGGCGCCUUCAACCUCCAGUUUUGCUUCCACGUUUUCUCCGACGAGAUGUUGCAGAUACGGAGCCGCUUUACGUGAAGUCUGCACUGAGGGAGCUAUACAUAUGCUCUCUCAUUAACUACGAAGAAGGUACUAACAAGUUCUACCUGCAUCCGUUAGUACAUACCUGGGCCAGGGAUCGCAUCAACCCAAGCCAACGAAAGGUCUGGGCUUAUAUUGCCCUGAACACCCUCCUGGAGGCUGUUACAUUGCCAUCAGGAAAGGACCAUGAAACAGACUCACAAUUCCUGAGGGACAUUAUCCCCCACCUCGACGAAUGCAUUGCUGCGAGUCCAGUCGAAAUCAAGAUCUUCAACAGUCGGCUUGGUAGCUUUGGAUUUAUAGGUCUUAAUCUGAUUCUGCCAACUAUGUUUUACAUCCUGCGAGCCCAAGCUCGAACUGCUGCCAAGUGCGGCUAUUUAUAUGCUCAAUCAGGUCGCUUUUCCCAAUCAGCCCAUUACCUCUCAAUGGUGAAGGAUUUAAUGGUACAGACCCUGGGAUACGACAACGAGAUCACGCAGAGAGCAACCCUAUUUCUCGCGGAUAUUCUCUGGGGCUUGGGGCAAUUGAAAGAUUGCAUCACUCUACAGAGUCAGAUUGUCGAAGUCCGUACGAGACGUCUCGGCACUUUUCAUCGUGAGACCUUGCAGGCUAUGGCAAAAUUGGGCCAUUCAUUUUGGCUGAAUGGGCAAUAUGUCGAGUCCUUGCAUGUACUUGAAGACACUGCGCGAAUGUCAAGCGAGGCAUUGGGUCCCAAAGAUUUGGACACGCUCAUUGCAUUAGAUCAUCUUGGAGUAACAUUAGGUUCAUGGCAAAGAUAUCAGGAAAGUAAAGCCCUACACGAGAAAGUUCUGGAGAUCCGGAAAGACAUCUUGGGCGAGGACGACUUGGAGACCCUGACCACAAUGAGCAAUUUAGCCAUGGCUAUGUUAGACCUUGAGCAACGAGAACAAGCGCAACGAAUGAUGCAUCUGGUGUACGAAACGCGCAAAGAAAAGCUAGGUAAAGAGCAUCCGUACACUUUGUGGGCACUGUGUUAUCUCUCAAAAGUCCAUGUGGAGUUAGGACGUCUUGGCGAGGCAGAGGAUAUGCUGGUGGGUGGGAUUGCGGCGGGGAAACGGAGCCUUGGUGACGAGCAUCUUGGUGUCCUCAUGGGAUGCGGGGAACUUGCACGGGUAUAUGCACGACAAGGCCGUCUCGAUGAGGCUGAAGAACUCUCGCAGAGCACACUUCGAAGAGUUAAAGAGUCUCGCGGCAGUGAGCAUUAUGAUUAUAUUUUUGGGAUGUGGAAACUCGGUCAACUCUACGAACUGCAAAGUCAAGUUGCUAGGGCACUGGACGCAUAUCGAAUUGCGCUCGAGAAUACCGAGGCACGUUUGACCACAGAGCAUCCACUCUCUAAGCAAAUCGAAUUACGGAUAAUUGCACUGGGAGGCUUUUCAUUGCCUACGUAUGAGAAGGGCGCAGAUGUUGAAACUGAUGUUGACAAACAACGUUCUGUACAUGAUAGCCUUUGGCCUUCCACUUAG
Messenger RNA from Aspergillus chevalieri, 1791 nucleotides. RefSeq lists its product as uncharacterized. Gene Ontology annotation, molecular function: protein binding. The record is from RefSeq and is a predicted model, not a curated record. NCBI's taxonomy places the organism in Eukaryota, Fungi, Ascomycota, Eurotiomycetes, Eurotiales, Aspergillaceae. The coding region runs from base 1 to 1791 and encodes 596 amino acids. The transcript has a single exon.